AUUUUUUUCGUCGCCAAGGUUAUAGUGUCAAAGCUUGCAAAGGCCCUUGAUAAAUGCUCCAUUAUUACUACUAUUGCAAAUGGCAGGUUUGAUUUCUACACCACGUGGACGGCAGGGUUGACAGUAUUAGCAAAUCGAUUGCAAGCGGACUUCGAUGAAAAGAUUUGUAUAUGGCCCAAUUUCAGCUUGACAGCGAAUAAUAUACAAAUAGUAUUAAACUUUGCAUAUGCAGCGGAUUUUAUUGCAUUAUACAAAAAUCAAUAAUGGUUUUCUAGGCGCAAGCGCUACUGUCACAACGAGUGGAUCCAUGCACUGCGUCCAACAGACAUACGCUACAAUGAUAAUUGUCAAUCUGAUUUACAAUUACUGAUAGAACAUAUCAGCCAGCUAAAAUAUCUCCGUUAUUUUUAAUUAACACAUCGCAAAAAGUUUCAAGUCUUCCAGAGGAAUUAAACUAUUCGUCAUAAAUGGCACGCAAUACGAACUGUGGUAAAGUUUACUUAGGAUACGAAGAUGAAUGUGUCACGGAAAAACAUCGUUCCCUUGUCAACUUUACAACGAAUAAGAUUGGGGGUAAACCGGAUUGGCACUGUGGUAAAACAUCGAUAAAAACACCUCAAUGUACCUUGUGUGGGCUGCAGCAAUUAUUAGCCCUGCAGAUCUAUGCACCGCUAGACAACUCAAAAUACCACCGUACACUUUAUAUAUUUACCUGUAUUAAUCCAAACUGCUGGAAUCAGAAUGAAAGCUGGACUUGUAUUCGGGUUCAAUCAGUUGAAGAUAUGAGCGAUGUAAAUACCUCAGCCAGCAGUAGUGUUCAUACGGAGUCUCUGACAAGUUGGCUAACUAAUGCAGAUGACUGGGGCAAUGAUUCCAAUGACAAUACAUCUGAACAGAAUGGAAAUAAUGUUGCAUUCUCUCAAAGACAAUUUAGUCUCUCAUCGUGGAACGAAAGCCUCGAUCAUGAUUUCAACAACGAUUUUACAAAAUUACAUGUUGAUGAUCCUAAUGCAAACAGUCCUACAGGUAUAGAGAGCCCCACGGUUGGUGGAGGAGGUGCAGUAGGAAGAUUGGAUUCUCCUCAUGCUUCAGCUGAGAUAGAAGGGGAAGAGAAUGAAGUGAUUUGCAUUGAUAGUCCCACAAAGCCACAACAUGAUUUGGUUACAUUACUGCACGAAGUGACACCUCUUCCCAUACAGCAUGUCGAGUCUAAGGACGCCGUUUGUCUGUCGUUUACAGAAAUAUUUAUCUCUGUUGAUGAAGAAGACUGUACCAAUUAUGUGACACAGCAUGUUCGCGAUUUACUCCUUGAGUACCAACAGUGUAAUCCUGAUUCAAUUCCCAAUUCACCUGUUGAUUCUGGAGCUAGCAAGCAAACUGAUACUACCCUAGAGAAAUAUGAAAAGGGUAUCCCUGUCCAUGGAGAUGAAAUGUUCCACGAUUUUAUGUCCAGACUACAGAUGAACCCAGGACAAAUCCUCAGGUAUUCACGAGACGGUAAUGCUGCUCUGCUACCAUAUCCCAUAGGAGGCACUGUAGGUAGAUGUAAACACUGCGGAGAACAAAUGACAUUUGAAUUACAAAUAUUACCGACUAUAAUACCUAAGCUGAAGCUCAAUACUCAACAGGAACAAGAUUUCCAAAUUGAAUUUGGAACAGUUUUGAUACAUACUUGUUCCCGUAGCUGUUGGUCAUCAACAGAUACUUAUAGAGAAGAACCAGUUAUUGUACAAGCUGAGAAAUUGUUUUAGAAAUUUCCCCUAGAGAAGCAAUUUAAAAUGAUAUUUUCGAACUAUACAUAAGGUAAAUUUUUGAUCCAACUUUGUAGAAAAAUACCGUCCACCGCUCGGUAUUUAUUAGAUCUGCUGCAGACUAGUAAAGGUAGUUUAAGCCGGGAGGAAUGAUGUAUGAGAAAGUGUCGCCCUACCUCUAGCUAUGAAUGUUCCUGACACAAGAUUUUAAUAUCUGUUGCUUGUUAGAAUUUUUUUGAUAUGUAUAAGCAGUUACUAUACAUGUAGGUUUAAAAUACUUUACGUCGAAGAGACGAAUGUAAUUAUUUAAUGCUGACAGCAGUAUGAAGUCAUCUGAUUGACGAUUUUCCACUUGGUUAAUUGAAUUUCUUUAUUAUAUCCAUAAUAUUGCUCAUUUGAAUUCGAGCUAUACUGCAGUAAUUAUUAAAAUCCGCAGUUUAAUUUUGACAAGCAAUAGUUAGUGAUCUUUACAACGCUACUAACUGCUACGUACUGGCUCAAAGUACACAUCGAGAAGAAUAAAUAAUAUUUUAAAUUAUUCAAGUGGUUAUGGAAUAAGAGGUAGUCUAUUUCAUAAUUCAUCUUCCAUGUAAAAAAUUCCAUGUAAAUUAUAUGCAUUGAAACUGGAGAGAUUCAACUUUCUUUCCAUAAAUGUAAAUGUAUAACGCAUAUGGAUAUACCUAUGAUGAUUAAUUUAUUCGAAUUGAUUGAAACGAUAUAAUAUGAUACUGGUAAGUUGAACUCGUUUCGAAUGUUCAAUUAUUUCUUAGUAAAAAAUACUUCCACCGAAAAA
Molecule: messenger RNA, 2544 nt
Organism: Athalia rosae (coleseed sawfly)
Lineage: Eukaryota; Metazoa; Arthropoda; Insecta; Hymenoptera; Athaliidae
Gene: trus
Product: programmed cell death protein 2-like
Exons: 5
Coding region: 468-1751 (427 amino acids)
Cellular component (GO): cytoplasm
Source: RefSeq, a predicted model, not a curated record